UGAGUAUAUCCAAAAAAGCAAGAAAAGCCAACAAAACCCGUUCUUUCACGCGCAGCUCCAGAGCAGCCCUCAUUACCUCGCUUCUCCCGAGAAGAAGACGGGUCGGCUUUACAGAACCAACUAGAAAGUCCAGUCCGACCAAGAGGGGGAGAGAGAAAAAGAGAGAGAGAGAGAGAGAUGUCACAGGAGCAUGACAAUAAACGGGCGGUGCUGGUGCUACAGAAUGAUCCGGCGUACAGCCAGCGUCGCUCCUUCACCAGCGAGGAUGAAGCCUGGAAAUCCUUUCUGGAGAACCCGCUUACUGCUGCCACCAAGGCCAUGAUGAGCAUCAAUGGAGAUGAAGACAGUGCGGCCGCUUUGGGCUUGCUUUAUGACUAUUAUAAGGUGCCGCGGGAAAAGAGGACAAUAUCCCAGCCAAAGGCCGACAUCCUGGGCUCUGAUGUGGAUCCCAACAAAAGCAGGAAUCUGAUGGCUUCGCUCCCCGAGACGUCCAUGGCAUCGGCCGAGAACAGGAUCCAGGUCUUGAAGGGAGUCGUCCUUCCAGGAAGCAUCGUCCUUCCAGGAAACCUUCAGGGAAACCAUUCGGUGGUGCAAGACAAGAGGGCACUUUUCCCCUCGCCCGACACCACGGUCACCGUGUCCAUCGCCGCAGUGCCCAACUACCCGGUCAAGACGGAAAUGCCGUCGCACGGUUUCUCCGUCACCGUUCCCAACCCGCACUGCUCAGAGCCGGAUAACCAUUCGGUGGUUUUUGACCGGCAGCUCGCUCACAGCCAGUUCAGUCCCAACACCCAGCCUCGCACGCCCGAUUCCACCUUUCCAGAGACCUUCAAAGACGGCGCCCAAGAGGUGUUCUCGUUCCCAGGGGAUCUCCAGUUACGAAUGGCCUCCAUGGCGCAGGAGGAGUACGCCGCUUUCAACACCGUGUCGGGUAAUAAUUUCGAAUACACAAUGGAAGCCUCAAAGUCCCUCCGUCAGAAGUCAGGCGACGGCACCAUGACGUACCUCAACAAGGGCCAGUUCUACCCCAUCACUCUGAAGGAGACUGACAACAACAAAGUCCUGCAUCAUCCCAUCUGUAAAGUCAGGAGUGUGGUGAUGGUGGUGUUUGGAGAAGAGAAGUGCAGGGAUGAUCAGCUCAAGCACUGGAAGUACUGGCACUCCAGACAACACACAGCCAAGCAGAGGUGCAUCGACAUCGCCGACUACAAAGAAAGCUUCAACACCAUCAGCAACAUCGAGGAGAUAGCCUACAACGCCAUCUCUUUCACCUGGGACAUCAACGAGGAGGCAAAGAUCUUUAUCUCGGUGAACUGCUUGAGCACAGACUUCUCCUCUCAGAAGGGGGUGAAGGGUCUCCCCCUAAACCUGCAGAUCGACACCUACAGCUACAACAACCGCAGCAACAAGCCCAUCCACCGCGCAUACUGCCAGAUCAAAGUCUUCUGUGAUAAAGGAGCCGAGCGCAAGAUCCGAGAUGAGGAGCGCAAGCAGUCGCGCAGGAAGGGAAAAUGCACCGAUGUUAACACCGGUCUGGCUGCCUUCGUGGACGUCAAGGUGCCCCUCCUGCACAAGCGCAGUGAUAUCACCACCUUUAAGAUGAUGGCAGACCUGGAGACACAGCCUGUCCUCUUCAUUCCUGACAUCCACUUUACCAACUUCCAGCGCCACCCCUUCUCUUCUGAAGAUGCAGAAGAUGGCUCUGGGAUGAAGAGAUUACCCUUCUCAGAGGAGGAGUUUGGAUCACCUCCCAAUAAGUUGGCCCGGGUGGACGAACCAAAGAGAGUCCUGCUGUACGUACGGAAGGAGACGGAGGAGGUAUUCGAUGCCCUCAUGCUGAAGACUCCAACACUGAAAGGACUGGUGGAAGCGAUUUCAGAAAAGUAUGACGUCCCUCUUGAGAAACUGGGGAAGGUCUACAAGAAGUGCAAAAAAGGGAUCUUGGUGCACAUGGACGACAACAUCAUCAAGCAUUACUCCAACGAGGACACCUUCCAGAUCCAUAUGGAGGAGAUGGGGGGCAUGGUGAAGCUCACCCUCACUGAGAUCUAAAUGAGCUUCUCCACCUUAUGGACUUGUUUACAUGACUCAUGACCUUGUGGAGGUACCUGGGGCCUUCUUCUUCUAUGCACUCCACUGUUAACAUGUGUUUUCUAACGUGUAUAUUUUAGGCCUUUGCUUUUUAAACCUUUUUUUUUUUGUUUAUUUGGUUUUAUUAUUUUUUUAAUCCCAAAUAUGUUUUUUUUAUGUAUGCAUGACUAUGUAUAAAAUAUGCACCUUGCAUAUAUCGUGCAUAAGUGUGAAUGAAUGAAUGAAUGACCUGAGGAUAUUCGGGAACAUUCUCUUAAAAUUAAUGUCUCUAUUGUUCUGAGCCAUAUAUCCUAUUUUUGUUGUAUGUAUUUUAAAAUAUGAAUAUAUAAAAAAAACAAAAGAAAAUAAAUGUAUAGUUUUAAACAGUUUUUUUUUUCAGUUAAUUUUAGUUAUUUUAAAGGAGAACUCUGGUGUAAAAGUGACUUUGAUUGUAGUUAAACAUGAUAAAUAGUAUUAACCUUUGUUGAAUAGCUCACGUCCGCUCUCCUGCAGCUUUCUGAGAUUCAGCAAUUUUGUGCUUUUUAUCCUAGCGCUCUUUACAACAGGCGCUUUGGGGCAUAUUUUGCCCCUGAUAAAUAACUUUUUUACACCAUUAUUCAGGUUCAAAGUAGCUCCACCUCAUUGGUAGAAUUCGGAGGGUCCUAACAUUUAAAACGAGGCAUUAAUAACUUUAAAAGUGCAUAAGAAGCUUAACAAAAACUACUGGUUACAUUCUGUAGCAUAAGCUAAUUUCUAGGCCUUAAUAAUGCCUUCUUUUAACCCUUUCAGACCCUCCGUCCAUUAAAAUAGACAUCAUAUAUUUUCUUAAUUUUAAAGUUUUGUUGCACUUAACGCUAAUUUAGACCAGUUAUUAAUCAGAAUAGACCAUGAACCAGCCAAUGAACAAGUUUUUAAGCUAAUAAAAUUAGCUUAAUUAGCUUAGCCUUGCCACUCAACACAAAAGCGAACAGAAGAGCCAACGAGACAAAGUAAGAGCUCAAUUUUACUCAUUUAAUAUGUUUUAGAAGACUUUUUAUCAUGUUUACUUUACUUUUCUUUACUGGCUUUUAUUUUUUUUUACUUGAAUAUAGUUCAGAUCUGAAAGGGUUAAAGGUCAGGGAUCUCCAGAUUUUACCAAUGAGGUGCAAUCUACUUUGAGCCUGAAUAAUAGUUAAAAAUGGCUUUAUUAGAGCAUAAUAUGCUCAAAAGUGGCCGUUGUAAAGAGUGCUGAGCAAAAAGCAUGAAAUUUCUGUAUCUCAGAAAGCUGCAGGAGAGCGGAGGUGAGCUAUUCAACAAAGUUAAAUACUCUUUAUCAUGUUUUACUACACUAAAAGUCACUUUUACACCUUUAAUUCUCCUUUCUCCUUUAGUUCUCCUUUAAAUUACUCCAAAGGCAGGUGCCCACUCAAUGCAUUGUCUGGUAUUCAUGGUAUUAUUCUCUAAUAGAUUUCAUCUGCAAUGUUUGAUGUUUGGAAGCCACAGCACUGGAGAUUUGCAUUUUUAAAUGAGAGAAAGUGAGCUGAAUGCACACAGUAAAUGGGGCAUAUAAGUGCAGGUUGUGUUGUAGAUAGAGGGACGCUGGGGCAUCUCUCAUUGGUUUCUUUAUUUAUACAAAACACUGAGCAGUAUUUAGUGUGCUCGGCAUGUCUGAGAGGUACUGUGUGACCAGUGUUGUUCGUAUAUAUAUAUAUGUGUGACUAUAUAUGUUUUAAUGACAAAAAAAAAAAAUAAUUUUUACAGCAGAUCUUGAUAGAGAUUGAGAUCUUGAGCUAGUGUGACACAACUGGUGCACAUUUUUUGUGCAGUAAUAUGUAAAAAAAAAACAGAAUUUAUUAAUUUUUUAGCAAGAUUCUAAUCUAAAAAUAGUUUUCCUAUAACAAUAAAAUAGGGAGUAGUGCUAUUUUCCCAUUUUUUUUGUAUAUUCCCAACCCUGGUCCUGAAGAACCUGCUUAAUAACACUGUUCACACUAGGGGUGGGCGAUAUGUAUUUUUUUGUGAUACUCUUGGCGAUAUGACAAAACACUGAAUAAAAAAAAUAAUUAUUUAUAAAUAUUUCAAGAAUACAAUACUGCAACAAAAUGAAAAUAUUUAUUUAUUAUUAUUGCAUACAAUAUAAUAUGGCACACCCAUAACUGAAUCAAUAAAAUCAAUUUAAAAAAAUACAAGAAUUUUAUCAAUUUUUUUAAACAGAAGUCAAUGAUCCAGAAUCAAGUCAUGAUACUUAUAAUACUAAUGAUAAUGCACUCCAUAUAUCUCCAUAUAUUCAGGAUUAAAGUAAAAUAAAUGAUACAGGACAGAUAUAAUCUGUCUCUAGUAGAUAUAUAAUAGGAAAUAAGAACAGUGUGAUUUUUUUAUCGCUAAAAAUAUGAUAUGGCACCAUAUUUCAGGGUAUAAUAUCACAGUUCACCAUAUUUAAAAAUGUUGGACAGCACUGUGGAUUGGAUUGGUUCUCCAGCUCCAGGGUUGGGAAGCACUGCUCUAAAACACGAUCAAUGUACAUUUUGUGUGCGUAAGUCUUUAUGUUUUAUUGCUGUUACUGUUUUUUAUGUUGUUAUUUUUAUUAUUGAUGGAAAGCAUCUGUUACUGCUGUUACUGAAACAAAAACGAAAUUUUCUGAAUUCAAAAAUGCCAAGCUGAUAAUAGUAUUACACUGUAGAUUAUCAAAUAGAUGAUUCUGUAGCUAUAGAUCAAUACAUUCUCCAAAGUUUUUAAUUUUAUUUUAUUUUAUUAUGCAUUCUAUCUGUCACUCACUUAUUUACUCAUUUACUCUUUUUGUCACUUUUUGUUUUGAACUACAGUCUGUAUAGCAUCAGGGUCAUUUUCUUUUUCAACGUUGUUUUCUAACUCACUAAUACACUGAUUUGUUUUGUAUCAAAGUACUUAUAACUAUAUAUAUAAUUAUGUAUAUUUAUUGAUGUGUUGGGAUGGGCUAUUUUUUACAUCAUAACAAAAAUGUUCAUUGCUGUUACAUGUUGUUCUUUAUUUUGUUCUAAUGUUUUUUUUUUUGUUUUUAUAUGAGAUCAAUUUAAAACUAUCAUGUAUGUAUUUAUGCAAAAGGGUAGAUUUAUUCAUACAGCUGCGAGUUGAAUUAAAUACAGAAGUUCAGGUAUGAUCUGCUGUAUGGCUUUUUAGAUAUUAGCAGUUUUUAUUCUCCUGUAUUAUAUUCCACAUUUUCUCUAAGUCCAAAUAAAAGCCAGUGUGGCUUGGCUGUUGUAAUAG
Astyanax mexicanus (Mexican tetra) is the source of this 5289-nucleotide messenger RNA. It is a transcript of the gene grhl1, whose product is annotated as grainyhead-like transcription factor 1. The coding region runs from base 178 to 2052 and encodes 624 amino acids. NCBI's taxonomy places the organism in Eukaryota, Metazoa, Chordata, Actinopteri, Characiformes, Acestrorhamphidae. The record is from RefSeq and is a predicted model, not a curated record. The transcript has 15 exons. Gene Ontology annotation, molecular function: RNA polymerase II cis-regulatory region sequence-specific DNA binding; DNA-binding transcription activator activity, RNA polymerase II-specific. Gene Ontology annotation, biological process: regulation of transcription by RNA polymerase II. Gene Ontology annotation, cellular component: nucleus.